Colius striatus (speckled mousebird) is the source of this 5179-nucleotide messenger RNA. It is a transcript of the gene ERCC6L2, whose product is annotated as ERCC excision repair 6 like 2. The transcript is spliced from 19 exons. NCBI's taxonomy places the organism in Eukaryota, Metazoa, Chordata, Aves, Coliiformes, Coliidae. The record is from RefSeq and is a predicted model, not a curated record. The coding region runs from base 370 to 5034 and encodes 1554 amino acids. Gene Ontology annotation, molecular function: ATP-dependent chromatin remodeler activity; ATP binding.
GGCAACGGACGGGGGCUGCAGGUGCUGCCUGGUCGCGGGCACGGCCUAUCCCCUCCGCCCGCCGCGGGGGCUGCCCUGGCGGGGAACGGCGGGGUCCGACCGUUACUAGAGCCGGCAGUGGUGCGGGGAGCGCGGCGAGCGCCUUGAGGUGCCUGCCAUCCCCUCGGUUUCCCUGUCACCCCCCCCCCCACACACACACCCCAUUUAUCUGUGACUUUCCCCGGGGAGCGUGCGGUGGCAGGCUCCGGGCCGGCCCGUGCGCUCAGCCCGUGGCAACAGGCCCCACGAGCGGCGGCUCGCCUGGCUUCUGCUGCCCCCGGGUUCCACUGCCCACCGGCUCGGCCGGGCUUCGCGCGGCCUACAGUUAACAUGUGUGAUAAUGUCCCAGGUAAUUGGCAUAUUGGGGAGAAAUGCCUUGCUCCUUGUCAUGAAAAUGGGAAGCUUCAUGAAGGAACUAUAUGCUCUAUUGAAAAGGACAAGAAUGGAAAGUCAUUUGCUGUUGUAUCAUUCUUGGAAUCCGAAGAAAGGAAAAUACUAAUAAGUAAACUUUGUAAAGUAAAAGCCAGUAGUGAGCCCUGCAAAAGCCUAAUAUUUGAUGAUGGUGAUCUGGAAAAACCUUAUUUUCCUGACCGAAGUCUUCCAUCUCCUGCAGUUGCCUUUAAAUUAUCUGACAAAGGUGAUUUUAUCCCAUAUACAAUUAACAGAUACCUGCGUGAUUACCAAAGGGAAGGAGCCCAAUUUCUUUAUGGACACUAUGCUAAUAAAAGAGGAUGUAUUCUUGGAGAUGAUAUGGGCCUUGGAAAGACAAUACAGGUCAUUUCGUUUUUGGCUGCAGUGUUGAACAAAACAGGAACACGUGAGGAUAUUGAAAAUAAUAUGCCAGAGUUUUUACGGAGGACGAUGAAGAAAGAAUCGAAGUGUAAUCCAAAGAAGACUUUCCUUAUAGUGGCCCCUCUUUCAGUGCUUUACAACUGGAAGGAAGAGUUAGACACAUGGGGGUACUUUAAGGUUUGUGUCUUACAUGGCAGUAAAAAAGAUGGAGACUUGACUCGCAUCAAGCGAGGGAGAUAUGAAGUUGCCCUCACAACAUACGAGGUGCUUCGUCUGUAUUUGGAUGAAUUUAACAGUGUAGAAUGGUCUGCUGUGAUAGUUGAUGAAGCACAUAGAAUCAAGAAUCCAAAGGCUCAGAUAACUCAAACCAUGAAGUCAUUAAAGUGCACAGUUCGGAUAGGUCUUACUGGAACCAUUCUUCAAAACAAUAUGAAGGAACUUUGGUGUGUUAUGGACUGGGCUGUACCAGGACUUUUGGGUAGCAGAGUACAGUUUAAGAAGAAAUUUUCUGAUCCAGUGGAGCAUGGCCAGAGGCACACUGCAACUAAAAGAGAGCUAGCAACAGGUCGUAAAGCCAUGGUGAAACUAGCAAGAAAAAUGUCUGGCUGGUUUCUGAGACGGACCAAAGCUCUUAUCAGUGAUCAGUUGCCAAAAAAGGAAGACAGAAUGGUGUACUGUUCCCUGACUGAAUUCCAGAAAGCGGUGUACCAGGCUGUGCUAGACACAGAGGAUGUAAGCUUAGUACUACGAGCAGGAGAGAGCUGCAGCUGCAACAGUGGUCGUAAAAGGAAGAACUGUUGUUAUAAAGUAAAUGCUCAUGGUGAAACAAUUAAGUCACUACGCUUCAGUUAUCUGACAAUCCUACAGAAGAUUGCAAAUCAUGCUGCACUACUGCAAACAGACAACACUAGCAAGCAGCAGGAAGCACAUAUCAAACGGGUAUGCAGCCAGGUAUUUUCGAGUUUUCCAGAUUUUGUGCAGUUAAGCAAAGAUGCAGCCUUUGAAACCAUUUCAGAUCCAAAGUACAGUGGAAAAAUGAAGGUCCUUCAGCAGCUUUUAAAUCAUUUCCAAAAAAACAAGGAUAAAGUUCUUCUUUUUUCCUUUUCUACAAAGUUACUAGAUGUACUGGAACAAUAUUGUAUAGCAUCUGGGCUAGACUACCGAAGACUGGAUGGAAAUACAAAAUCAGAAGAUAGGAUCAGAAUUGUAAGAGAGUUCAACAGCAUUCAAGACAUUAACAUAUGUCUUGUGUCUACAAUGGCUGGUGGACUGGGUCUUAAUUUUGUUGGUGCCAAUGUUGUUAUACUGUUUGAUCCUACAUGGAACCCAGCAAAUGAUCUUCAAGCUAUUGACAGAGCUUAUAGAAUUGGCCAGUAUAGAGCUGUGAAAGUGUUUAGAUUGAUAUCCUUGGGAACUGUGGAGGAGAUGAUGUACUUGCGACAAGUUUAUAAACAGCAACUUCACUGUGCAGUGGUUGGAAGUGAAAAUGCCAAGCGGUAUUUCGAGGCAGUGCAAGGAUCCAAGGAACAUCAAGGAGAGCUUUUUGGGAUCCAUAACCUUUUCAAACUUAGGAUUCAUGGGUCCUGUCUUACCAAGGACAUCCUGGAGAGGGAAGGGCGAGUAGAAGCAGGAGUCAUGACAGCAACUACAUGGCUAAAGGAAGAGACUCCGCCAUGCAGCUCAGAAAAGUAUGAACAACCAGACUGUAAAGAAGAUGGAGAUCCCAGAAGCAUACAGUCAAAGAGAGAAGAAACAGAUUUUUGUGAUGACUUCAGUGAUGACGAUGUACUGAAAACUUCUUUGGGAAAAUGUGACAAAAGGAAGCCUUGCAAUGCAAAUAACUUAAUGGUAACAAAAGGGCAGCUUUCCUUAAUGCAGUGUGGAUUCUCCAAGUUGUUGCAGAGAGAAAUUGAAACUACCAAAGAAGAGUGUAGUAAUUUUAACUCACAUCAGUCAAGUUCUGAUGAUCAAACUAUAAGAACAAACAUAAAUAGCAAGCACAGUGAUUAUCAGAAGUGUCAAAGCCAUGUUCCUGUUUUGGAGCACAAGCAAGCUUUUCAGUCAUCAGAUAGUACUGUUAAACAAGAUGUGCCUAGUACAGACUGGCUUGUUCUAUCAGACUCUGAGGAGGAAGGCGACAGUGAAAAUGAGGAUCAAGACAUUUCAAAGCAAAGUAAUAUAGUCAGGGAAACUGAAAGCAGUUCUGAACACGAUGAUGAUGUCAUCUUUCCUACCCAAGUUCCAGCAUGCCAGCAACCAAUGAUUACUAAAAAAUUUGAAAUACAUAGGUUGACAUCUGAAAAUUGUAAAGAGAUAGCAAACGAAAGAGAUGGGUUUGUAUUUAAGGGAGACAGUAGGCAAUUUGGAUUUCAUAGUACUGAGUCAAAUUUCAACAAAGUUUUGUCUUCAGAAGACAUCAAGAACACCACAAGAGAUCUGAAAGGAGCGAGUGACAUAAGUGAUGAGUCUGAUGAUAUUGACGUUUCCCAUAGUUCUGAAUCAAAAAAGUUAAGAACUUCCAACUUUCCAAAAUGGAAAGACAAACAUACCCAUAACAAUGGUCUGGGGAACAUCUCCACAUCUCUACUACAAGCAAAGAAGCCUAAUAGAAAAGAAAAGGAAAACAGUUCUCAAAAUAUAGAUGAAUUUUCGUCCUCUGAAGAUAACUUGCCAAAUGACAAAAUUCAGGCUAGAAAGCAUAGCCAUAAAUAUAAAAAACAGAGAGGCCGAGUUCAGUUUGGGUCUAAAAUGCUUCAUCCUAGUCAAGAUACCUCCGUUGCAAAAAUGAAGUUGAGGAAUUACGCUGUGCAUAAAACUUCUACAAGUAAAUCUGAAUUUGCAGAUAAGGAGCAAAAAAUAGAAUCAAUGGACAGAUAUUUAGGUAAUCUUGAAGAAGUGGCAUAUAUUCAUUCAAAUCAGAAUGUGGUUGGAUCCAGCAAGGCUGAGAAUCACUUGAGUCGGUGGGCAGUGCGAGACGUGUUUGAGUUGAAGCAGUUUUCCCAGCUCCCUGCUAAUGUAGCAGUCUGUAGUGCCAAGAAAAAUGAAGAAAAGCCAGAAGAUGACACAGUACAGAAGGGAGAUCAAGUAAUGUUGGCAAACAGUAAUCAACAUCACGUCUUUAUUAUGCAUCCUGUAACUCAGAAAAACAAGGAAGUGCACAGAGUAGGUUCAACCACUUUCUUGAUUGGAAAGACACCCAAAGGAAUCCGCAGAAAACAAUUUGAGGAAAUGGUAUCCCACUUUAAUAUGAGAACUGUGGAAGAAUUUGCGGAACAUAUUGCAAAUGCUACAUCAGAAACAAGGCAGAAGAUGUUGAAGGAUUUCUAUAUUUCCAGGCAUCCAGAAAUGGAAUCUUUCUACCCAGUUGGACUACCAGCACAUUUUUCACAUGGCUGUGAGGAAAGAGAAUUGAGUACAACACACUCCAGAAAAAGAAAACCCUUUGUUAAAUUUGGAAGAUCUAAGUCUAGAUCUUCAUCAGCUAAAGGACAACUGCUGACCAGAACUACAGACACAUGGAGCCAGCAGAGCAGUAAAGGAGUAGAGCAGCUUCACAGUGACUCCUGCUUGCAAGAUGUGUGUGUUGAUGCAAAAUAUAAACAAUCACCCACUGUUGCUACUCAACAUAUCGAAAGGAGAAACAGUCAGGCAUUCAAGGGUUUUAUGGCAUCUGGCUCAUUAAGCAAUAACUCAGAAAUAAUUGAGGUGCUGCCUGUAAAAACUUGUGAAGGACAGCAGGACUCAGAAGGAAUACACAUGCCAAGAAAAAGAUCUCUGUCUCAGUCAGAAAAUGGAGAGAGAAAAGCUCAGGCUUGUAUGAAAAAGUCUUUUGUGGACUUACUUGGAGAUACCUCUAUUCUCAAUGACCUCUUCAGAAAUGAUGGGAAUGGGCCUACAGAAUCACCAAGGAGACGCUCUACUUCAAGACAAGUAGAAAAAGCAAAGGACAGACGGAAAGAUUUCUGGGACAUGCUGAAUGAGCAGAAUGAGGAGAGCCUCAGAAAGCUCACAGACAUAGCGGUCAUAGAAAAGCUAUGUGAAAGAACACCUCAUCCUCCAGUGACAGAAGAGAGAGAACUGUGUGAAAGUUCCCUUUGGAAAAAAAAUGAGAAUUUUCUGUGGAAAAAAUACAGUCUCAAUGAUUCAGAUGAGCCAUCCUCAGCUACAUCUUGUAAUGUAGUAAACCAAAAGUUUUCUGAAUGAAUUGCACUGUAUUGUAAUUGAACAUGAAAAUAUGCACAGCUUCAGCAGUAUGCAGCAAAGCAUGAUACCUCCAUAAAAUUAAAGUGAUGAAUUAAUAUUUAUAAUUAUAUAGAUCAAUAUUUUACAGAUGUGAAUGUAUAUGUAA